Messenger RNA from Aspergillus pseudotamarii, 1064 nucleotides. RefSeq lists its product as uncharacterized. The record is from RefSeq and is a predicted model, not a curated record. NCBI's taxonomy places the organism in Eukaryota, Fungi, Ascomycota, Eurotiomycetes, Eurotiales, Aspergillaceae. The transcript is spliced from 2 exons. Bases 16 to 978 code for a protein of 320 amino acids. Gene Ontology annotation, molecular function: 8-oxo-dGDP phosphatase activity.
UAUCUGUGCUUAAAUAUGUCACAAUCCAUUCUAGAUGUGGUCAAAGAAUGCGACAAUUUUACUCCAAGUGAUGGACCCCCGUCUCACUCAAGAGUUCUGGACAAACGCUACGCUUUUAUAGUAAAUGGCUAUGAUGUGACAUUGGGAUAUAUUCCCCGCGAAACCUUUGAAAAAAUCAAGUGGUCCUUCUGGUGGGAGAUCGAUCAUUACCGACGUACAGUGACUCUAAUGGUACCAAUCACCGCUACGAGUGAAUCGCGCUCUCGACUGGUAAAGGAAACUCUCCAAGCUACCAGAGAGCUUGGUGCAAUUUCGAUCCUCGAAAACUGGCGAGAUGAAACCUUCCCCGUAUACGGUCCACAGGGGCAAGUUCUGCUGGAGAUAGAGCGUUGCGCAAGUGCCUUAUUUGGGAUUGUGGCUUAUAAUGUCCAACUGGUUUGUUAUAUAACGACUGAACAAGGCCUUCAAGUAUGGAUUGGCAGGCGAUCAGACUCAGAACACAAACCAACAAAUUCAGGGAUGCUCAAUACUACUGUAGCUGGGGGCCUCCCUUCUGGAAAGCUACCAAUCGAAGCUCUUCUAUGGAAAGCACAAGAAAAGGCAUCUCUACCAAAGGAUACAGUGAGAAGCAAGGUUCAAUCGGUAGGCCAUCUCACGUAUUUUCAUGUGCAGAGCAGGGCUAGAGGAGAGACUGGGUUGUUACAGCCAGGGGUAGAGUAUCUCUAUGAACUUGAAUUAGAUGCAAGCAUAACUCCAAGAUCGAGCUCCGAAGUGGAGAGUUUCACACUCUACACGGUGAAAGAAGUGCUUCAUGCUCUGAAAGCGGGACAGUUUAAGCCAAACAGUGCUAUUGCUAUUACCAAAUUCCUCAUUUCACAUAGGAUUCUGAACGCUGAAAAUGAGCCGGACUACACUGAAAUCCUGUCGCAUUUACAUCGUGAGCUUGAGUUCCCUUGUGUGAUUCUGCCAUAUAAAUAAUCAUCUAGACAGCUUUGAUGGUCCUGGCAAAGCAAGCUUAUGACUCCAUAACCUGUUGGCUAUUGAAAAUACCAGCUAGACGUCUU